AGGGGAGUGCAGCGCGGCCUGCCCAGCGCAUUCCGCCGCCGCGGCCGCCGCUGCCGCCCCACGGACCGUCGCCAGCCUGUCCUGGGAGCCCGCCCCGCAGCGGCGGCCGGCAGCGCAGCGCUCCGCGGGCAAAAAGCGCGGCCCCCGGACCCCCGCAAGGCACCCGGCCUCCGGCCUCUCGGGGCUGCUGCCUGCCGGCGGCCGCCGUGAUGGCCCUCAAAAUGGUCAAGGGCAGCAUUGACCGCAUGUUCGACAAGAACCUGCAGGACCUGGUGCGCGGCAUCCGCAACCACAAGGAGGAUGAGGCAAAGUAUAUCUCUCAGUGCAUUGAUGAAAUCAAGCAGGAACUGAAGCAGGACAACAUCGCAGUCAAAGCAAAUGCCGUCUGCAAGCUGACGUAUUUGCAAAUGUUGGGAUACGACAUCAGCUGGGCUGCUUUCAACAUAAUAGAAGUGAUGAGUGCCUCCAAGUUUACGUUUAAGCGCAUUGGCUACCUCGCUGCUUCCCAGUGCUUUCAUGAAGGGACUGAUGUCAUCAUGCUGACAACAAACCAGAUUCGCAAGGACCUGAGCAGCCCCAGCCAGUACGACACUGGUGUUGCACUGACUGGACUGUCCUGUUUUGUUACCCCAGAUCUUGCCAGAGACUUGGCCAAUGAUAUCAUGACACUGAUGUCACACACGAAACCGUACAUCCGGAAGAAGGCCGUGCUGAUCAUGUACAAGGUGUUCCUGAAGUACCCCGAGUCGCUUCGUCCCGCCUUUCCCCGCCUGAAAGAGAAGCUGGAGGACCCUGACCCCGGUGUACAGUCGGCGGCAGUCAAUGUCAUCUGUGAGCUGGCCAGGCGCAACCCCAAAAACUACCUGUCUCUGGCCCCACUGUUCUUCAAGCUGAUGACCUCCUCAACCAACAACUGGGUCCUCAUUAAAAUCAUCAAAUUGUUUGGUGCUCUGACCCCCCUGGAGCCAAGGUUGGGCAAGAAGCUGAUUGAGCCUCUCACCAACCUGAUUCACAGCACGUCUGCCAUGUCCCUUCUCUACGAAUGUGUGAACACUGUCAUCGCAGUUCUCAUCUCGCUGUCCUCGGGCAUGCCUAACCACAGUGCCAGCAUCCAGCUCUGUGUUCAGAAGUUAAGAAUAUUAAUAGAAGACUCCGACCAAAACUUGAAGUACCUGGGGCUGCUGGCCAUGUCCAAGAUCCUGAGAACGCACCCCAAGUCUGUGCAGGCCCACAAAGACCUUGUUCUUCAGUGUCUGGAUGACAAGGACGAGUCCAUCCGGCUGCGAGCCCUCGACCUCCUGUAUGGAAUGGUGUCCAAGAAGAACCUGAUGGAGAUUGUCAAGAAGCUGAUGACCCACGUGGAUAAAGCUGAAGGCACGACUUACCGGGAUGAGCUGCUCACAAAGAUCAUUGACAUCUGUAGCCAGUCCAACUACCAACACAUCACCAACUUUGAGUGGUAUAUCAGCAUCCUGGUGGAGCUGACCCGGCUGGAAGGCACCCGCCAUGGACACCUCAUUGCUGCACAGAUGCUGGACGUGGCCAUCCGAGUAAAGGCCAUCCGCAGGUUCGCUGUGUCGCAGAUGUCUGUGCUGCUGGACAGCGCUCACCUUGUGGCCAGUAGCACCCAGCGCAAUGGGAUCUGCGAGGUGCUCUACGCUGCUGCCUGGAUCUGUGGGGAGUUCUCUGAGCACCUACAGGAGCCCCACCAGACCCUGGAGGCCAUGCUGCGGCCCAAAGUUACCACCCUGCCUGGUCACAUCCAGGCUGUGUAUGUGCAGAAUGUGGUGAAGCUGUAUGCAUCCAUCCUGCAGCAGAAGGAGCGGGACUCAGAUGCUGAGGCAGCCCAAGAGCUCACCCGGUUCAUGGUCGAGCGGCUGCCACAGUUUGUGCAGAGUGCAGAUUUGGAGGUCCAGGAACGGGCAUCCUGCAUCUUACAGCUGGUUAAGCACAUCCAAAAGCUUCAGGCCAAGGAUGUGCCAGUAGCAGAAGAAGUGAGCGCCCUCUUUGCUGGGGAGCUGAACCCAGUGGCUCCCAAGGCCCAGAAGAAGGUUCCAGUCCCCGAAGGCCUGGAUCUGGACGCCUGGAUCAACGAGCCACCGUCAGACAGCGAAUCUGAGGAUGAGAUACCCAAGGCCAUCUUCCAUGACGAGGAUCAACGCCACGCCAAGCAGCCGCCGCCCAAGGCUGAUGAGGAGGAGCUGGCCCGGCGUCGAGAAGCCCGGAAGCAGGAACAGGCCAACAACCCCUUCUACAUCAAAAGUUCCCCAUCCCCCCAAAAGCGGUACCAGGAUGCACCAGGUGUGGAGCACAUACCUGUGGUACAGAUUGACCUCUCAGUGCCCCUAAAGGUGCCAGGGCUGCCCACCUCAGAGCAGUAUGUGAAGCUGGAGGAGGAGCGGCGGCACCAGCAGAGGCUGGAGAAGGACAGGCGGAAGAAGAAGAGGAAGGAGAAGAAGGGCAAGCCACGGCGCCAUAGCUCACUGCACACAGAGAGCGAUGAGGACAUUGCCCCCGCCCAGCAGGUGGACAUCAUCACUGAGGAGAUGCCCGAGAAUGCUCUGCCCAGUGAUGAGGACGACAAAGAUCCCAAUGAUCCUUAUAGAGCCCUAGACAUCGACUUGGAUAAACCCUUAGCUGACAGCGAGAAGCUGCCUGUUCAGAAACAUAGAAAUGCUGAGACUUCGAAGUCUCCUGAGAAAGAGGACGUGCCUGUCACAGAAAAGAAAAGCAAGAAACCCAGAAAGAAAGAGAAGAAACACAAAGAAAGAGACCGGGAGAAAAGGAAGGAGAAAGAGCGGAAGAGUGAGGACUUAGAUUUCUGGCUGUCCACCACACCGCCACCUGCUGCUGCCCCAGCCCCAUCCAUGCCUCCACCACUGGGUUCCCUGCAGGAAGAGCCAAGGGUGGAUGCAGUCGUUACUGCUCCUGAGGAAGAGCAUGAGGAACCCAAGAGGCAAGAACAGGAGGAGCAGGAGGAGCAGGAGGAGCGAGACCCCGAGAAGAAACCUGCCAAGCAUAAGAAAAAGAAGCAUAAGAAGGAGGAGAAACUGAAAGACAAGAAGAAAUCCAAGAAGAAGCCGCCUGUGAAUGAUGGGAUAGAGGAGCCCCUGGAGAACGGCGCAGUCAAUGAGGAGCCUCUCCCGCCCAUGUCCAGCUACUGCCUCCUGGCUGAGAAUUCCUAUGUUAAAAUGACGUAUGAUAUCCAGGGCAGCCUGCAGAAGGACAGCCAGGUCACCGUGUUUAUUGUACUGGAAAACCAGAGCAGCAGUUUCCUGAAGAGCAUGGAGCUCAACGUGCUGGACUCACUCAACACCAAACUGGCCCGGCCAGAGGGCUCCUCUGUCCAUGAUGGUGUCCCUGUGCCUUUCCAGCUGCCCCCAGGCAUCUCCAAUGAAGCUCAGUUUGUGUUCACCAUUCGGAGCAUUGUCAUGGCCCAGAAACUCAAGGGGACCCUGUCCUUUAUUGCUAAGAACGACGAGGGCUCCACCCAUGAGAAGCUGGACUUCAAGCUGCACUUCAGCUGCACCUCAUACUUGAUCACGACUCCAUGCUACAGCGAUGCCUUUGCCGAGUUGCUGGAGUCUGGGGACCUAAGCAUGAGUUCAAUCAAGGUUGAUGGCAUUAAUAUGUCCUUCCAGAACCUUCUGACAAAGAUCUGUUUUUAUCACCAUUUUUCUGUUGUGGAGCGAGUGGACUCCUGCGCCUCCUUGUACAGCCGAUCCAUCCAGGGCCACCACAUCUGCCUCCUGGUGAAGAAGGGUGAGAAGUCUGUAUCAGUAGAUGGGAAGUGCAACAACGCCACUCUGCUCAGCAACCUGCUAGAGGAGGUGAAGGCGACGCUGGCAAAGUGCUGAGUGUUAUCGCUGAGGCCACCACAGAGAGGACAUGAAGGAGAGACGGAUUCCAAGUGCUAGUUUCUCCUCUGUCGCAUGUACUUAUCCAACCUGGCGUUAAUUUAAGUCCGCUGUCGUCACCGGUUAGACAUUGAGGUCAUAUGUUCAUUAAUUUCUCUUGUCAUAUUUUUUACUUUGACUCUUCCGUCUCUCUUUGGGGAGAAACCCAUUCCAGUCCCCAAACCAUCAGUGACUCCUGUAGCGAGGGCCAACAGCACAUGGCUGCAGGAGCUGCCCAAGAAGUGGGCAUGACCACCAUCCAGGCCAGGACCUGUGGGCCCAGGUGGGGGGCGUUCAGUGGACAAGACGAGGGGGCGUGUCCUGCUUCUGUGAAGUCAUCCAGUCCCACAAGUCCCCAAGUCCCCUGCACACUGGUACCUGAGGGGUGAGAAACAGGCUGCCUGCUCACCACAGUAACGUUCCCUUUACCCUUCACAGCCACAGUCAGUUCUCUCCAGGACACAUGGUGGGAAAAGGGUUGUGCAGGCCAUUGUCCAUUGGAUUCUGUGUCCCAUUGCCAUGUUUGUGUGCCAGGUGGAGAAUGGUGGUAGACUCCAAGGCUCAGGGGUAGGGGGCUACAGCAAGGGAGGGGAUUCAUUCAGGAGCCCAACAGAGCAGAGGCUGGACCUUGCUGGUGUUCUCGGUUUUCUGUUCGGUAGUGUACGUCUCAGUUGACGUUUGAGGUGAGUGGUGGAGUGCGAGGGUUCCAGGUUCUCUCUCAUCACUGAGAGCUCCACAGGGCUUGUCCUCACAGCAUGCCCGCAGCUGCUGGCAGGGCCCGGUCCUGAGUCCCAUGGCCCUGGUGGUGAAGCACAUGUGUCUUGGGGAGGCCAGGUCCCUUAAUGUGUCUCAUGGGCAGGGCAAGGGGACUUCAGCCCACCCCAGUGAAAUUUUCCUCAGAAAUGAUGGUCCUCAAUGAUGUUUUAACUUUCCUUUUGAUGAAAACUGUCACUUUAGCAUGUAAUCUAUUACAGAAUCCUGUGCAGUGAUUCUAGAAUCUCAAAAUUGUAUGAUGUGUUAUAUAAGAAUUUGCUAUCAACAUUCCCGUGUAAAGGAGAGACAUAUCACGCUGCUGUCAUGAUUUUGUGUCAAGAUGAUCCAAUAAACUUGCAAAACACAUUUA
This is a messenger RNA of Pteronotus mesoamericanus, 5019 nucleotides long. It is a transcript of the gene AP3D1, whose product is annotated as adaptor related protein complex 3 subunit delta 1. NCBI's taxonomy places the organism in Eukaryota, Metazoa, Chordata, Mammalia, Chiroptera, Mormoopidae. Gene Ontology annotation, cellular component: membrane coat; terminal bouton; AP-3 adaptor complex. The transcript is spliced from 32 exons. Bases 210 to 3857 code for a protein of 1215 amino acids. The record is from RefSeq and is a predicted model, not a curated record. Gene Ontology annotation, biological process: neurotransmitter receptor transport, postsynaptic endosome to lysosome; anterograde synaptic vesicle transport; synaptic vesicle budding from endosome.